Rhodotorula toruloides NP11 is the source of this 1356-nucleotide messenger RNA. Its product is annotated as nucleus export protein Brr6. The transcript is spliced from 4 exons. The coding region runs from base 1 to 1356 and encodes 451 amino acids. Lineage: Eukaryota; Fungi; Basidiomycota; Microbotryomycetes; Sporidiobolales; Sporidiobolaceae. Gene Ontology annotation, cellular component: nuclear envelope; nuclear membrane. The record is from RefSeq and is a predicted model, not a curated record. Gene Ontology annotation, biological process: lipid homeostasis; nuclear envelope organization.
AUGCGGCGCUUCCCCGCCCCUUCAGCACACGGAGGCCCCUCAACACCCUCCGCGCGGCGCUCAGCCGAAGCGCCGAUGCAGUACGAGUGGGAGCAGCCGCGGCAGUUUCCUGCUUCGCCUUUUGCGAGCGUUGCGAGGGGAGGGGAGGGGCAGGAGGAGGGACAGCCGGCUAGGAAGAGAACGCACUACGAAGCGAUGGAUGUCGACACCCCUCCUCGACCCUCCACCUCUUUCCCUCCCUCCGCAACCGCAACCUCCGAUCCCUUCCACUUCCGCCAACCCUUCUCCGCUUCCGAGCCCUCUACCUCCACGCCACCACUCAGCUUUGACGCAGCCGAGUUCCAUCCGAAAGAGGCGCUCGGGUUGGCAGGCGAGGAGGAGGUGCAGGAGGUUUCGAUGACUGCGGCGGACGAGUCGGAGAUGUUGGAUGACGAGAAAGACGUGGAGGGGAAGGAGGAGAAGGCGUUGAUGCUACGGAGGGGAGGGAGCGAGACGUCGAGUCGGAGGAGGCAAGCGAGCGGGUCGAGCAGGCGACGCAGUGCACAUCGAAGCGGCGAGACGGACGACGAGGGCGACGAUGCGCACGAUGGUGCUGGCUUCCUCGGCGUGUUGAAGAAGACGGUUGGAAGGCAGGUGGGCGACUCGCAGUUCAGCUUUCAGGUGCAUCACCAUCAUGCGCCUGGGAUGGGCGGGAUGCAGCAGCAGCAGCAUGAGGCGCAGCCGGAGCGGUGGAUGCGGAGUAGCACGCCUUACGUUCUCCUCGGCUACCUCCAGUUUGGCUCUCUCACCCUCCUCGCCGUCCUCGUCCUCUCUUUACUCUCCCUCUUCCUCUAUACCCUCUACACCGACAUCCAAGCACGCCUCGCCGAGCUCACCGUCGAACUACGCUCCGAGAUCGUCCAGUGCGCGAAAGCGUACGUCGACAACUUUUGUCAGGAGAAGAGGAUGCCGGCGCUUGCGCGGCAGUGUGUCGAGUGGGAGGAGUGCAUGAAUAAGGAGGUUGUGGUCGUGGGCAAGACGAGGGUCGUGGCGGAGACGCUGGCGGAGGUGGUCAAUGGCUUUGUCGACGUGAUCAGCCUCAAGACUAUGCUCUUCGUCCUCCUCACGCUCGGCAUCACGAUCUACGGCUCGUCCGUCGCGCUCUCCGUCCUCGCCUCCCGACCCUCUCCACCUCCUCCCUCCCCCUCUCCCUCCGCACACCCUCACUUCCCCCACCUCUCACCCUACGGCACGCCCGCGUACCCGUACGGCCUCCCUUACAACGCAGCUGGGUCGCAGUGGGUUGUCGAGAAUGACGGGGGAAGGAAGGAGCAGCUGGGACUGGGUGCGCCGGCCGAGGGGAGGAAGAAGGAGUAG